Messenger RNA from Aspergillus thermomutatus, 3471 nucleotides. RefSeq lists its product as uncharacterized. Gene Ontology annotation, cellular component: Golgi medial cisterna; membrane; Golgi trans cisterna. The coding region runs from base 1 to 3471 and encodes 1156 amino acids. The record is from RefSeq and is a predicted model, not a curated record. NCBI's taxonomy places the organism in Eukaryota, Fungi, Ascomycota, Eurotiomycetes, Eurotiales, Aspergillaceae. The transcript is spliced from 10 exons.
AUGGCGUCUCAAUCUGCUCCAUCUACACCCAGAGCCGUAUCGGUGCCCGCCCCUGUCCCGGAUGCCUCACGGACGCCUGGAAAAUGGCGCCAUCCUCACCUCAAUGAAAUUGUAAGGCGACAGAAUGCUGGAACAUUCGGAGAUCGCAAUAUUCGAAAGCUUGUUUGGAAUGGGGCCGCCUUGAUUGCGACCUGGGUAUUCGGAAACACGGUUAAAUCAUAUUCGCUUCGCCUACAGAACUUGGGCCAGUACCCCGCUUAUCCAGAGCUUGCGCUGCUCGUCGUGCAGCUCAUUCUUGUGUUGAACAUCCUGGUUGCAUUAUACCCUGUGUUCCGGCCGAAAGAUGACCUUUCCGAUAUCCCUCUCACUCCUACACAGCGUUCCCUGCUCGGACUUGAUCCGUCCGCGACUCCACCGCUUAUACCGGGGACUACAUACAUUACACCACCGAGGUAUCGACUGUCUGCCUCGAGAACAGCGACUCCAGCGAGCAAAGGUGCAUCGUCCCCCCUAUCCGGAAGUGCUGGUCUUUCAGGGCGUAGACUUUCGUCGGGCGCAUCAUUUUCGCCAUCGACAAGUCCGCUACUGUACAAAGCCGUAUCGAAUGGAGGCAAGGAGAACGGGCGACGGCCAAGCUUCGGGUCUUCUUCGGUAUUCAGUCGCAGCUCGCUUUUCGGGGAGUCUAGCAUAGGGCCCGCGAGUCCUUCGCCUGUAGGGGGCAAGCGCGCUAACCUGGGAUUAAGCAACAAGUGGUUUUAUAAGGCCAUCAAUCCGCGCCGGUGUCGCUUCACUAUGGGAGCCUCGGAGUCGAAGUUGGUCUUCAAGCAGGGAAUCUUCCGUCUCUCAGAGGAGAGGGACAUCCCUGCUGACGAUCCUUACUGGACCAGAUUCUGGGAGCUCCCUGAGUCGACAGAGGAUGUAUUCAGCUUAUUCACCCCCGCAGAUAUACGACGGACGCGCGAUCAAGCAUUAUCUAAUUUCGAGACACUAUUGCUUUCGAUAACCUCUCGUCUUACCGUCCUGAAGAAUCAUCCGUCUUUUCCAGAUCCCGACCUUGCUCCCGAGAGAGACGCUCUCAACUGUAUCCGCAUACUCACGCGCAUCCUUCCCUUCAUCUACGAGGCUGAGCACCUAGAAGAAUGGGAGGAGAAAUUCUUUUGGGGUCGACGCAAGAAGAAGACUAGAGAACCUCAAGUGGAAGCAGAAGUGCUGUUUGAUGAAGCGCAGGCUGAAGGACGGCAGGAGGAGAUGUUGCCUCGGGCCAAUGACUACGAAGAUGUGAAGCCCUUGGCCGAGGAAUUGAUUGACACCCUGUUAGACCUUUUAUUCUAUACAGACUUUACGAUCCCAAAGCUCCCAACGGCUAAAGGUAAGGUAUCGUACUCGAUAUGGCAAAGUGGUGUUGGCUGCAAUACUUCCAUGGGCUCCAGCAAAGAGCUCGAAGGCAACCGCUGCGAGAUUUUGCGACUAUUGCUCACAUUAACUGGAAAGGCCAUGUACAUGCCUUUGAGUAAGGUUCUUUGUCUUCGAUAUAUGGGACGCAACGCUGACGACCCUGGAGGUCUCUUACCUGUUCAGGGUGUUAAGGCCAUUACCUACAUUACGACCUGCCCUGACAAGCAAGUUGUCCUCACAUUGCUAUGCUCAUUGCUAAAUACUUCUAUCAAGUACAACCCUGCGUCAUGGAGGGUUCCAUAUGACCAUGUGGUCUGGAAAGAUUCCAAGCAGAUCUUAGUUAUAUACUGUCUACAACUUCUUCUUGUUCUCCUCCUAUAUCCUAUCCCGGAGGAUGGUCGUGGAACACCGCCGAAGAACUAUUAUCGCCAUUACUUUGGUCGGCUGCACCGACCGCAAGACUUUCAAUUCCUUGUCGAUGGCAUGACUAGAAUCUUGAAUCAACCUAUGCAAGUCACAAACUCGUACCUUCCAGGCAGCCAGAAAUCCGUCAGAUGGGCUCCGGAAAUGCUCAUCUUAUUCUGGGAGGCCCUGCAGUGCAACAAGCGAUUCAGGUCAUUUAUCAUUGACUCAAAUCGCUCCCAUGACUUUGCCAUUCUCUGUAUCUUUUACGCUAUUGAGUACAAAUCUGACGCGUCCAAGCAAGGCGUUGUCAGAAUGUGCAUCUUUAUUUUGCAAACAAUGAGUGUCGAACCGAAUUUUGGAAGAAGUCUUAACAUGGAAUUUGAGGCUCAGGAGACGCUGCCUCAAAACAUUCGUAUUCCUGGCUUCAAGGGUACCUAUGGGGAUUAUCUGGUUAUGUCCAUCCAUACUCUGCUUACCGCAAGCAAAGGCAAGCUGAAUGCUGUCUAUCCGGCACUUUUAGCGAUCAUCAACAACGUGGCUCCUUACUUGGAACGGCUUUCACCCGCCACCUGCUCCAGAUUUCUGCAGCUCUUCUCCUCGAUGUCCGCUCCCAGUUUCCUCCUAGCUAACGAAACGAACCAUGCCCUCCUAGCCUCAGUGCUUGAAUCUAUAAACUCGAUACUUGAACACCAGUUCACCAAAAACUCGUUCUUAGUAUAUGCCAUCCUAAAGUACAGGAAACGUUUUGAAGCUGUCCGAGCUUUCACCCUCGAAAGUGGACAGCAAGAGAUCGAACGCCAAAAUGAAAGAAGGAAAGCUAAAGCUGCAUCUCGCGACUCAUCCUCUAGCCCUACCUUCUCGCAGGCUGAAGAGGAUCCUCAUGUGUCAUCGGGUGCACGUUCGCCCUUGACUCGUAUUCCUGAAGAGAAUAGCCCUUUCGCUAUUGGCGGGGACGAAUCUGAUGACCAACGAGACGGGCAAGAAACACCGUCGCAGUCUUCGCCCUCCCUGCACAACUCAAGAAGGCCUUCGACCUCAUCAGCUAUCGAUGAAAAUGUGCCACUACAGUUACGGGGAAUGUCUGAGAAGGCUAGAGGUAAGAUGCCUGCUGGGCAGCCAUCUUUCUCCCGGCAGAACAGCAUCACCAGUCAGAGUAGCAUGUCUGCCAUUUUCUCCACGUCCAGCGGUUUUACCCCGACUGUUACUUGGCUGGAGUCGUGGCUACCAGAGCUUCCUCUUCACACUAUUCUCACGAUCAUUUCGGCCAUUGCUCCCCACAUUCCCGAGUCGGCUUUCCAGACCGCGUCAAGCCCGGAAGCUCGCACUUUAAUUGCAAAUCUUCCCUCCUUUGCAGAAGAGCCCACAAUUCAAGCCCUGUCCCUGGGCUGGUAUGAGUCUUUACUUUGGGGAUUCAUCUUUUCUAGUGAGAUGGUGGUUGGCACAGCAUCCGGAGCUACACCCGGCACUGUUGGCGUGUGGAACGGAACGGGAAUCAAACUCUUCAGGGUUCAGGAGGCGGCCGCGCAAGGUCCAAGUUUACUCGCUCCGAAAGGCGCAGUCGACGCGGUGGGAAGCAACUUGGUGCAGCGCAUCGGAAAUUUGAGUCUCAGGCGCAGUAGUACACAGGACUCCCAGAGCGGCUCAAGACCACCAUCUGUCCGAGAAGUAUAG